AUGUUUCGUCUGCUGCCCUGGCCCUCUGCGAUCGGAGGGAACAAGGUAAUGGCGGAGGAGGUCAAGAUGCUCGCUCCCGCCAGUUGCACGCCCGGCGUCAACGUCAACGUCAACGCGCUGUCGCUGCCUCCCAUGCUCAAGCGCAAACGCUCCGACUCCUCUGCGACCGAUGCCCCCGUCUCGACCAAGUUGCGGACAGAGCCUCCGGUCGCUCCUCUCACACCAGUGACGCCUGUGGCCCUCGCGCCGACCGUCGCGCCCGCUCCGGAAUCGGUGGUCUCGCCGGUCGCGACCGCGCCGGCGCCGGCGCCAGCGCCAGCGCCCCCCGCGAAGGCGACCCCCGACAUCAAUCGCUUGCGAGAUACAAUCACUGCCCAGCUGAGCCUGGAGGUCCUCCUCAAGCAUAACGAGCUGCGGCUGAUUGACCAGGAGAUCGCUAAGUGUCAGGUGGCGCUGGAGCAGCUCCGGCGCUGCGCCGAAAUCCCGUAUCCGGGAUCCGCGGUCGCGGGUGUGUCCGCCAACAUGAGCGCUGGCACAGGUCCGUCGGUGCUGCCGCCUGGAAAUGGCCCAGCACCGGUAUCGCCUGCGCCCUGGGGAGUCACCGAGGGCCCGUAUUCGCGUCAUUACGCACGAUGGCUUCUGCCGGACCCGAGAUUCGAUGGCGGCGAGAUGGAGUCCGGAUUUUCGAGUGCGACAGGCCUUCCGCUGGCCGAGGGUCGGUCCACUCGCGGCAAUCCAGUCGACUUCAGCGUCCUCGCCGGCAAACGGACCUCCCGGGGGAAUCUGGGCUCAAAGCUGCAGUCAUUACCCAGCGGGUAUCCCGUGGUGAAGGAGAAGUCGGGCCCGAUGCUGAUCCGGCGCAAGUCGGAUCAAGUGCUGGUCAAACUCAUCUGUCUCGACUGCCGUCGUGACAACUUCUCCAGUACUCAAGGGUUCAUCAACCACUGUCGCAUCGCGCACAACCGUAACUUUGCCAGUCACGACGCAGCGGCGAUGGCUUCCGGUGAACCCGUUGAGGUCGAUGAUGCCGGUGCCGUGGUGGGCACCAUCACCUCUACCAGCCGCAGCGAGUCGACACCUGGUAGUGUCUCAACCCCAGGGGCCGUCCACCCGUUGAUUCGCGCACCCCUGCUCCCCCCGCCCUCCAAUGGUCUUCCAACUCCGUCGAAAGAUGCAGUCACUCCGAGAAAGCCAUCCCAGACUCCCCAGCCGAUGGCAGCCGCCACUCCCCCCGCCACUGUUCAACACCACCAGGAGCCUUGUCGCCGGCCUGUGUCUGCUAAACCUGCUCCAAAUCCAUCCUUCUUAGCUUCUCCUGCGACCCCUCACCUGUCUGCACUCAUGCGUGAGCGAGGCUUGGGGCUGAACAUGACCAAGCUGGUGGAAGAAGUCAAGACCCCCGUGGACUUGAGCGGUCUGUCGGACGAUGAGUCUGACGGGGAUGAAUCGAGCCGUCCGUCAAUGGAAGCCAGUCAGGAACCAUCCCAGUCGGGCGCCGCUCGCCAACCCAUGCGCAUGCCUACUGUCCAAGCCGCCAUGCAGCGGUCUGAGAGCCGAAAGGGCCUCGACCGCGGGCAUGACCUGCCGGACCUGACUCCCUCUCGACAGCCGCCUCAUCACCCCCAGUCUUUCCUGGAUCUCGCCUCCUUAUCCGGAACGGCUCAUCCUCUGUCGGGUGCCAUUUCGCGUGAAGGCGAUGGUCUAGACCACUCGGCAAACCUCAGCCCGCACACCAUCGAGUCGAACCAGGCCCCGAGUCUGGUCAGCGAUGACGAGGAUGACUACGAGGCAGCUUCUGAUUCCGACAGUCCCAGCUCAUCCGAGGCCGGCGAACAGGAUGAGGAGUUCCGACACAUUCAGGUGGAGGACGACGAGCGUGCUGGCGCGGCCCCAACGGCUGCGGCUGCGGAGGCCAAGCCCGGUCCAUCUCUAACCAAUCCUGGCCACCAGCCCGCCCCGACACUCUCUCGGCCAUUGAAGCAGAGUCGACCUCGAAAUCUCUCCAUGGUGACCCCAUUUGGUGAUCACAACCGUGACGACCAGCGCGUCAACUUUGUCCAUCCGAACGGCGAUGAUGCCAAGAUGAAAAGAGCUAACGGACGCAAGCCUGCUCCAUCCAACCAGUGA
Messenger RNA from Penicillium macrosclerotiorum, 2127 nucleotides. RefSeq lists its product as uncharacterized. NCBI's taxonomy places the organism in Eukaryota, Fungi, Ascomycota, Eurotiomycetes, Eurotiales, Aspergillaceae. Bases 1 to 2127 code for a protein of 708 amino acids. The transcript has a single exon. The record is from RefSeq and is a predicted model, not a curated record.